Messenger RNA from Nomia melanderi (Alkali bee), 1251 nucleotides. NCBI's taxonomy places the organism in Eukaryota, Metazoa, Arthropoda, Insecta, Hymenoptera, Halictidae. The record is from RefSeq and is a predicted model, not a curated record.
AUGACAGUGCGCAAAGAAGAGCGGAAGAUCAUGAGACACAGCAGCUCCUGGCCGGACCGGACACCGCAGACGGUGAAAGUGCGCGUCGACCCGUUGUCGCGUGCUUUUACGAUCAUACCGACGAUCCGCGAGGGCUUCCAUCCUCUCUUAGCUGCGGUGGAGCCCGGCUGGAUCGACGAGAUCGUGCUCCUCGAUCGGGGCCCCGCGGCCUCUGCCGAGUUCAAGCACCGGUUCCUCGACGGGGCCGAAGUCGGCGAGCCGGAUCGUCGCGGGAAAUUCGAGGAAACCUACGAGCUAGACGCUUUUGUACCUGAGAUUAUGAACAGCGGCUCGAAUAGGGAUCAAAGAAUUGCAGCUAGGUUGUCAGGUAGUUUCUUGUUUGAUCAAUCAGCGACAGAUCCUCUAAGAUCGACGCAAGACGCUGAAAAGUUGGAGGGAAUAAAAUCGAAUGAUUCGGUGAUAGAUGAAGAAUCUCGUUCCAGUUGGUUAGAGGAUAAAAACGAUCCUUCGGUGGGGAUUAAAAAUUCUUUGACGAAGGAAGACGGGUCAGACGAUUCGAAAGAGGACAUCAAGAGCAAUGAGGAUUCCUUGCCACUGGAAACUAUAGUCCAAAUACAGGCUACGUGCCAAGACUCGACAGAAGAGAACCCAGCUAACUCGGAUGAAGAUUCUGAAGCUGGGAAGAGUCCUAAUAGUCAGGAUCUAGAUUACGAUUACCCAGGAUCUUCUCGCGAAGCAUCGCAGAGACCCCGUCACGUGUGUCCCAAGUGCACUUCAGUGGGUCUGCUGAAACGUUUCGACCCUUUCGGCUCGUCGAACGAUAAUAGUAACCUGGUCAGGGAGGGCCGGUGUCAGGUAGCCGGUUCCGGUAAAGCGGAAACGUUACGUAAAUAUUCCACGGUGGAGAAGAAAAUGAGAAACAGCUGGCAGAGAAUAGGAGCGACCGGUCUAAUUGGAGCGACCAGGAAUAGGAAUAAGGAGAAGGCGAACUGCGGCGAGGGGAGGAACGGCGAGCCACUCUGUCGAUCGACGAACGAUGUCCGGAAAGAGGCUACCCUGAGGAGGCAUUACUAUCCAGAGGGUGGAUGGGGAUACGUGAUCGUGACUUGCUCCGCGCUCGUUCAUUUCCUCGGGAUCGGUUUGCAGCUCGCGGCGCCGGGUAGCUGGCACCUCACCGCCGAACUCAAGUUUCAUCAGCCUCCUCUUCACAGCGCAGGUAAGGCUCGGUCUAGGCACUUGCCUUAUAAUUAG